This is a messenger RNA of Alnus glutinosa, 1428 nucleotides long. RefSeq lists its product as uncharacterized. The transcript has a single exon. NCBI's taxonomy places the organism in Eukaryota, Viridiplantae, Streptophyta, Magnoliopsida, Fagales, Betulaceae. The coding region runs from base 1 to 1428 and encodes 475 amino acids. The record is from RefSeq and is a predicted model, not a curated record.
AUGGGGGAAAGAGAAAGAGGAAAAUUCCCAAGUCAACCAGUGCCCAACCCAAAAGGGCAAUUUGUUAUUGGGAGUACAUCCAGUCCUUCUCAGGGGCAAGAGCAUGUGCAAUCAAUCACAACUUUGAGGUCAGGAAGGCGAGUGGACAAUCAAGUGGCCAUGCCUGAAGAAGUCACUGAGGCAGCAAAAGAGGAGGAAAACCAGGACAAGCUUGAUAAAGAUCUUGGACCAGACACUGUCUUUCCAAUUGCUAAGGAGAUUCCCCAAAAGUUUGUUCCCAAAGCUCCAUUUCCAGAAAGACUGGCGACUCCCAAGAAAGGCUCAAAGUUUGAUGACAUUUUGGAAGUAUUUAAACAUGUGCAGAUCAACAUUCCUUUCCUCGAUGCCAUUCAGCAAGUGCCUUUGUAUGCUAAAUUUCUGAAGGAUUUGGUAACCAUUAAGAGAAGGACAAAUAUUCCCAAGAAAGCCUUCCUAACUGAGCAGGUCAGUUCUAUUCUUCAGUGUAAGAUCCAUGUCAAGUUCAAAGACCCUGGCUGUCCUACAAUUGCAUGCAUGAUAGGUGAUAGCAAAGUUGAAAGAGCUCUGUUAGAUUUGGGGGCUAGUGUGAAUCUCUUGCCAUAUUCAGUUUAUGUCCAAUUGGGAUUGGGUGAGCUAAAACCCACUUUAGUGACACUUCAGCUGGCCGACAGAUCUGUGAAAGUUCCAAAGGGAAUCAUUGAAGAUGUUCUGAUCAAAGUUGAUAAGUUCUACUACCCUGUGGACUUCAUCGUUUUAGACACAGAACCGGUUAUGAAUGUGGAGAUUCAGAUUCCAGUAAUACUAGGGCGUCCCUUUUUAGCUACGACUAAUGCCCUAAUUAAUUGUAGGACUGGAGUCAUGAAGUUAUCUUUCGGGAACAUGAAAGUGGAGCUAAAUAUUUUUGAUAUCAGUAGGCAACCAUUUGACUAUGAAGGGGUCAGAAGUGCAUGCGUAAUAGAAGAGAUAGUGGAAGAGACUGUCAACGAGCCAAUUAUUGAAGACCAGUUGGGAAUGUGCCUUACUACAUUUGGAGGCGACAUGGACCUGGAAACAUUACUUGGGCAAGCUGACACCUUGUUGGACUCAACUCUUGAGACAGAAACUGACGUCGGGGAAACCACUGAGACAUCAUCCCCUGAUCCAUCUCCAUCAGCAGUUGAGCCUACCAAGCGGGACCUAAAGCCUCUGCCUGACACUCUGAAGUACAAAUAUCUUGACCCGUUUGAAUCUCUACCAGUAAUCAUAGCCGCUGACCUAAAUGAGACUCAAGAACAGAAAUUGCUAGAUGUGUUGAAAGAACAUAAAGAAGCUAUCGGUUGGUCCAUUGGAGACAUAAAAAGAAUCAGGCCUACAGUAGUGAUGCACAAGAUUCACCUGGAAGAAAAUGCUAAACCUUCUCGUGAGCCAUAG